AUUGAAGUUUUACAGAUGUUUGUGAAUGAGAUUAAUAUUCAAACAACCGUGUUUUCGAGGGAUCCUGUUGGUCUCAGAGAUGAUGAUAAGGAGAGAAUUGUGUAUCCAAAUUCAGUUUUAGCGGGCAAAUACAUUCGCAAUUUUCAAAAGAUUCCAGCUCCCCCAAAACUUAAUUUGACUGAGUCUGCAGAGUUUGUUGUUGAUGCUUCUACCCCCAUAAAGCAGAUUCAAGAUCUCAAGGCCAGAAUAGAGGGUGACAUGAAGACAAAGGAAUGGAUAAAAGACAUCAGCGUACGUGCUAAUGGCUUUGAAAAUGGAGACAAGAUAAAAAUGACCGUCAAUGUUACUUACAAACGCCUCGGGACCAAGGAUAAAAGAAACGACUGGAAAUCUGGAAUAGUGUUGGGGCUGAAGCAAAUUCUUGAAGACAUGGGUAUUUCUAAAUUUACACCUCAAGUUGAACCCCCACCUGUACCUGCAUUUUAAUGAUGACAGUCUCUGAACUUACCCAUUUCUCUAAUUUCUACAUGAUAGAGAAUGAAGGACUAAUUUCAAAUAAGGGAUGACGUGAGGUGUGAAUGAUUAUUUGCUUUUCUGUUAUUUGGUCAAUUUGGUUAUGGCGUCACCAAAAGAUUUUUUCAGAAAAAUGUGAUUGUCUAGAUGGAAAUUUUAGAACUUGCUCGAGUUUUAGAUCUUGGUUGUGGAUAAAAGCUAAAGUAAAGGGCCCGGUCUUUCCCGGUCUUUCCUUUUAUAUUAAUGGUGUUCUCGUGCAAAGAAGCGCCUAAGGUCAUGCUACAGCACAGCUUCCUGAUUUGGAGUGUCUGCUUUGGCAUGGAAAGAGGCAGUAGAGGUAUAGAGUUGGUAGAGUAAUAUGAUACAGAUGCUGCUACUGGUGAAGUUCCAAGGGAAGAAAUAGGGCUCUCAUUUGGUGAUUGCAGUAAGGAACCAGAAAUUUUUUCUCAAAAUGAGUUGAUAGUCUUUGAUUGUUGUUGUUUUUAUGUUCUGUUGUUGCCCGGAUGUUACUAAGGUGGUGGAGGCAUAAAGUUGGUAGGGUAAUAUGAUGCAGAUGCUGUUACUGGAAAAGUUCCAAAGGAAGAAAUAGAGUUCUCAUUUGGUGAUUGCACUAACGAACGAGGAUUUUGUUCUAAAAAUGAGUUGAAAAUCUUUGAUUGUUGUUGGUUUUAUGUUUUGUUGAUGCCCAGAUGUUAUUAGUA
Rubroshorea leprosula is the source of this 1214-nucleotide messenger RNA. Lineage: Eukaryota; Viridiplantae; Streptophyta; Magnoliopsida; Malvales; Dipterocarpaceae. The record is from the annotation of a GenBank genome assembly.